Molecule: messenger RNA, 1170 nt
Organism: Anopheles bellator
Lineage: Eukaryota; Metazoa; Arthropoda; Insecta; Diptera; Culicidae
Product: odorant receptor 63a-like
Exons: 6
Coding region: 1-1170 (389 amino acids)
Biological process (GO): detection of chemical stimulus involved in sensory perception of smell; sensory perception of smell
Cellular component (GO): plasma membrane
Molecular function (GO): odorant binding; olfactory receptor activity
Source: RefSeq, a predicted model, not a curated record
AUGGUUUUGCCAAAGCUCCAGGAUCCUUACAGCGUGAUGCCGCUUUUACUGCGCUUGCAAGGGUUUGCCGGUUUGUGGGGUGAACGACGGUACCGCUACAAGUUCCGGCUCGCCUUCGCCAGCUUCUGCAUUCUAGUGGUCAUUCCAAAGCUGGCCUUCGGCUAUCCCGACCUGGACACCACCAUCCGGGGCACGGCGGAGUUGAUAUUCGAGUGGAAUGUCCUGUUCGGAGUGUUGCUGUUUUCGUUCAACUUCGACGUGUACAACGAUUUGGUUCAACGGUUUAAGGAUCUGUCGAAGUUGGUUUUCAGCAACAAAGUGCGCCCGGAGCUGGGAGAUUACCUCAUGCGUAUCAACUAUCGGAUCGACAAGUUUUCGAAAAUCUACUGCUACAGCCACCUUUGCCUGGCCACUUUCUACUGGGUGGCCCCACUGACGAGCACGUACUCGGCUUAUCUGGCCGUGCACAAUAAGUCGAUCCCGGUAGAACACGUGUUGCAUCUGGAAGAAGAAUUGUACUGGCUGCGAAUCCGCGAAUCGCUGGUUGACUAUUCUAUCUUCACUGCCGUUAUGUUGCCUACGAUUUGCAUGCUCGCGUUCUUUGGCGGUCUAAAACUGCUGACAAUCUUUAGCAAUGUAAAGUUCUGCUCCGCCAUGUUGCAUCUGGUUGCGAUGCGCAUCCAACUGAUGGAUCAGUUGGAAGAACGCCAUGUCGAGCCGGAACUGAUUGGAAUUAUUGAGAUGCACCAACAAGCGCUAAAAUGCGUCGAGUUGUUGGAAACGACCUUUCGAUGGGUGUUUCUGGCUCAAUUCAUACAGUGCGUGAUGAUAUGGUGCAGUUUAGUCUUGUACGUGGUGGUAACGGGUAUCAGCACGAAGGCUGCCAACGUCGGGAUACUGUUUAUUCUUCUCACCGUGGAGACCUUUGGAUUCUGCUACUUCGGAACGGAUCUUAUGUCGGAGAGCGUCAGCGUGGGUCGUGCCGUUACCGAUAGCUACUGGUACGGAAGGACGGUUUCCGUGCAAAAAAAGCUCCGCUUGGUGCUGCAGCGUGCCCAGAAACCGGUCGGGAUUUCGGCGGGCAAAUUUUGUUUCGUGGACGUGGAGCAGUUUGGAAAAAUGGCAAAAAUGUCCUACUCGGUCUACAUCGUACUGAAGGACCAGUUUUAA